This is a messenger RNA of Capronia coronata CBS 617.96, 1002 nucleotides long. RefSeq names its product deoxyhypusine hydroxylase. The record is from RefSeq and is a predicted model, not a curated record. Lineage: Eukaryota; Fungi; Ascomycota; Eurotiomycetes; Chaetothyriales; Herpotrichiellaceae. The coding region runs from base 1 to 1002 and encodes 333 amino acids. Gene Ontology annotation, molecular function: deoxyhypusine monooxygenase activity. Gene Ontology annotation, biological process: peptidyl-hypusine biosynthetic process. The transcript has a single exon.
AUGGCUCCUGCCGCUACGGAAACGAACACCUCUCAUUUCGACCCGACGAUAGCGGUCUUGCGAAAAGAUUUGACCUCCGAAUCGGUCCCUCUCGCGUGUCGUUUCCGAGCCCUCUUCUCCCUCAAGCAUCUCGCAUCUCAGUCACCGGGCCCUCAGGCGACAGCAGCCAUAGAGGCAAUCGCGGCAGCCUUUGCAUCUCCCUCUGCCCUGCUCAAACAUGAGCUGGCCUACUGUUUGGGGCAAACCAAGAAUCUUGAGGCAGUGCCUUUCCUGAGGGCUGUCCUCGAGGACAGGUCAGAGGAUGCAAUGUGUAGGCAUGAAGCCGCAGAAGCCCUUGGGGCCUUAGAAGACUUAGGAAGUUUGAACCUACUCAAGCAAAUGAAAGAUGACGAGCAAGAACCUGUGGUCGUGAGAGAGACGUGUGACAUCGCCGUGGACCGCAUUCAGUGGGCGCACUCCAAAAACAAACACGCAGAGACUCUGAAGCCCAGCGAUUUCGCUUCUAUCGAUCCAGCUCCCCCGAUGCCCCUAGUCUCAGAUACCCCUUCAAUCCCGGACCUGCAAAGGACCCUCCUCGAUACCUCAUUGCCGCUGUUCCAACGCUACAGAGCCAUGUUUGCUCUUCGAGAUCUUGCCUCCCCACCCGACCUUCCGACGGCAGAAGCGGCAGUCCAUGCUCUGGCUUCUGGCUUUGCUGAUCCAUCAGCGCUUUUCCGACAUGAAGUCGCCUUCGUUUUCGGCCAACUGUCACACCCAGCCUCGAUACCUGCCUUGCGCUCUGUCUUGGAAAAUCACAGGGAGGAAAGUAUGGUGCGCCACGAGGCUGCAGAGGCGCUGGGAAGCCUUGGGGAAGAACCCGGUGUGGAGGAUAUGCUGCGACAAUUCCUCGAUGAUCCCGAGCAGGUCGUCCGAGAAAGUGUUAUCGUUGCUCUCGACAUGGCGGAAUACGAAAAGAACGGCGACAUGGAAUACGCCACCGUUCCCACCGAGGUCGUCGCCUAG